Messenger RNA from Cinara cedri, 4478 nucleotides. The record is from the annotation of a GenBank genome assembly. Lineage: Eukaryota; Metazoa; Arthropoda; Insecta; Hemiptera; Aphididae.
UAGUACCGAUUCGCGACCGAUUGAUAAUUGGAUAGAGUUUCGAAUCGCGGUAUAUAGGUAGCGUACGCGUUCCCGUUGACAGUCGUACGCGAUCCGUCCGGUAGACGAAACGACACUUGUCCGUUUGACAGCCGUGAUAAUUAGUAUGUCGGGACACGGCGACGGCGGCGGCCGGAAACCCGCUGCGGUCUUGGCAUUGGCCACCGUCCUGGUCGCGUUUGCCCGCGUCCCGCCCGCGGUCGCGGUCGACAGGGACUCGGCGGGUCCGUACUGCGGAAAGUUGGGCCGAUGCUGCGAAGGAAGAACGGAUAGUUGCGCCGUGCCCAUACACCGCACGACGUGCUAUUGCGAUUCGUUUUGUUACAAGCGUAACUCUCCGCCGGACUGUUGUCCCGAUUUCGAGUCGUUUUGCAAUGUCACCAUCCCCGUAUAUACGACGACCGAUACCAACUCAAUUACCACCACCCCCCGUUUCGAUGGUAAGUGUAUCCAGGGCGGGAUUAUGGGUUAUGGGAGCCCCCGGGGCUAAAGACCAAUAAGCAAAAAAGAAAAGAAAAAAAAGGUCAUCAACAAAAACGCACACCGUGUGACCCCCUUCAACUCGCGGCCUGGGGAUAUAGCCCCCAAAGUCCCUCCCCCUUGAUCCAGCUCGGAUAGCUUUACUUACCCCGGUUGUCGGGUAAACGUUAAACGCAUGAUAUUUUGCUCUUGAUUUCGGAAUGUUUCGUGUUUUUGUGUAAUUACUUGAUUACGGGCUGCAGAAUCGCUUGCUUCGUCGAUGACUUCGACACAUUCGAUAAUUACUUACUCCGCCAACGCAAUCUUGUCGGCAAAACAUUUUCGAAACGGUUAGACGCGCGUUUUCCGAUCGAAUCGACGAAUGAUUCGGGAGCUUAUACUAAUUGUGAUUAACGUAACGAAAGACUUUUUUUUGGCUACGGUACUGCUCCGAUGUAUUAAGUGUAGCAAUUUUUCUGAAAAGAAAUUUUAUCUACUUGGCGCGUUAAAGUGGUCAUUUUUUGAUUUUCAAUGGAGUUUGCAAAAUAGUCGGGAAAAACCGGAAACAAAAUUCAGAUAAAACAGCUAAUACUAUGUUUUCUACCAAAAAUAUUGCUCCAAUAAAAAAAAGAUACUGUUUUAUAGAGAUCUUUUUUGUUAUAGUUUUAAUUUAGUUGGUUAGUAAGAAAGUCGAUUUUUUGAUUUUCCUAGUCAUUUUUUAAUAAAUAAAGAAAACCGAAAAGAAACUGUAGAAAAAGCGGGAAAAUUUAUUUUUAUAAUUUCGUUUUUUUUUGUUCCACUUUUAAGAUAAUCGUUUUGUCAGUAUUGGGGAAGAGUAGGUAGUAGAGCAUAAUUUGUAACGCGGCGUUUAAAUAGCACUUCACUAAUCUACUCCUACAAACAAAACGACAAAUCGGAAUAUCUCAUCAGCCGAUUGAUGGAAAUUAAGAAUUUCAACGCUAAAAUUUCAAUUGUUAUUACUUUUCGAGAUGAGUGUCUUACUCUAUGUUGAUCACCAUUCACCCUGCGUAUAGCUAUAGAACACAUACGUAGGUAUAGUAAACGUUAUCUUCCCUUUAUGAAAUGCUUUUAAGAAAGAAAAAUACAAAUUUAUCUUCGGUCAGUUUAAUUCUGUCAAUGCAAUAACAUUAAUAUAGGUAUUAUAUACAUUUUAUUUUAUUCUCAUAGGACCCACAACAAAGGUAAACUGUGAAGAUGAAGCAACGGAUUUAUUUUUAAAAUGUAUAGGUACGACAUUGAAAAAAUUUUCAAUUAGUGAAAUGUCCGAUGCAAAAUUAAGAAUUUUACAAGUCAUUAAUCAUUACGAACGUACACUGUCGAUUACUUCCAGUUGCCACGCAUAGGUAUUUGACAUAAGGACCAUAGUAAUUGUAUAAGGUAAAAUGUUAUAAGAUAUUUUGUUUAUAUUUUAUUUUGAAUAUACUUUUUAAAUAUAAUAAAUAUUAGAAAAUUCUGGUUGUAUUUUUUUUUUUUAAAUAAUUUUAGUGUUUAUAGGUAUUUUAAAUGAAAAACACUUAUUCAGAUUUUUAGAUCAGAUUAAAUCGUUUGAUCGAUAUGCAUAACGAUAACACAACACCAAUCCCAAUGAUAUCGAACGUUUAGUCAACAUUAUAUUCAACCUUCUCCGAUAAAAUACCCGGAUAACUUGAGGUUAUUAUAUCAAUAUUAAGAAAAAUCGCAAUCGGACACUCAAAAAUGUUUUGCAUUUUUUUGCAAUGACUAAGGGAGAAACCUUAAAAGUUUAAAUUCGGAGCUUACGUCGGUGUUAAACACGCAUUCAUUGCAGAUUUUAGAAAGUAUCUGGACUGCGGAGCAAGUUGCGACCAUCCCGAUACGUUUGUUGAAUAUUUUCAAAAUCAUUCACAGUCAAACGUCACAAGUUACAACCGUCAACUUAUAAUAUACUUGUUAUACUUAUUUAAUAUUUAAUAAAUAAAAAUACGGAAAACGCGCUGUUUNUAUUUCUGCCAAUAAUAUUCGUAUCUUUUAAAUAGUGAUUGAACAAGCAAAUUGAAUUUAAUUCUAAAAAAUCGUAUCUUAUUUAUUUGGCAAUAUAGUAUCAGCGACAUUAAAUAUUUUAAUCGACAAAUAUAUGUUUACAGAAUUUCAUGUUUGUAUUCACGUGGAUUACAAAAUCCUCGGUUUGGCAAGAAUAGUAUAGUCCGUGACGCUUACGCCUACAGUUAGUUUUUAAUAAUUCCGAGAUAAAGCCAAGUAUUAUUGUUUUACGUAUAUUAUUUGUACUAUGCAACAUUAAAUAUUCAUAUAAAAUUGCAUAUUAUUCGGCUUAUUUGAAUUUGUAUUUGCAUUUAAAUUCGCAUGAUCGAUAAACAUUAUAGUAUGCGUUUUAAAAUUAAGUUCACUAUCCACGCUGACCGUCCUUGAAAGGACACGUAGCUAUCCAUUUUAGCAAGUUGUAUAAUAUACUGAAUGUCAGAGGCUAAAACACUAAUACAUUUUCGCACUGCAUUACACUUUAUAUAAAACAAUAUUAUACCAUUGGUAUCAUCAACCCUUCCCCCUGAAAUGGAAUCUUUUUUUUUUUUUUUGGGUUGGGAGGGAGGAAUAUUUUGAUUAUCCUAUCACCGGAAAAAUAACCGUUCGCAAAUUAAUCUCAAUUUACAUUUUCCUCUAUGUAUUAUCGUAUAAGGAGACAAACUACACAGAAAAUCAAAAAACAACUUUCUUACACGGCAACUAAACAAUAUUCUCUUUAAACAAAUAUGUUACUCUUGAAAUUCGGACUAAGAUUUUUUUGUAGAAAAAUAUAAAUGAAGAAACAUGAAAAAUAGUCAAAUAAUAAAUUGCCGUAAACUUGUCUGUGUUCCAAUACGUAUUUCUAGUUAUUAAAAACUAUUGUAAAGACUACUCGGAAAAUUAAAAAAAUUGCUUCCUCCCAAUGCACUACCUAGAUCAAAAGUGCUACAUAAAAGCGCUUUUGUGGUUGUUUUGUUUCGGACAAGAUUUCUAGUAAAAAACAAAUAUUUUAAGACCCGUAAAAAAUUGUGAAUUUGAGAAUUUAAACUUUAAACCCCGUCUUUUUUCCAUUUUCUACUCAAAUUUACCAUUUUGUUUUGAAAGUAGUAUAGGUAUAGUUGUAGUGUUGUGUAAUAAAUUGUAUUAUCAUUAUGUAUUCGACUACCUAUUUAUUGAAUUAUUAAGAAUAUUUACGUAUAUUAUGCAUAAUAUAAGCCGGGGAAAAUUUUACUCUAGAAUAAUAAAGUGAAACCUCCUUAUACCGGCCCCCUAUAAGGGGAAAAUCUCCUUAAAAUGAAAAACAACAACAGUUCUGCAUAACCUAUAUCCCCUAUAUAUCAGUUUCCCUAGAACGGAAACUCCUUUAUAACGGAAAAAUCAAUCGUUACCGAGUGAUUUCGUUAUAAAGAGGUAUUACUGUACAUAAAUUCAAAUAUAAUAUGACAUGGUAUAAUUUAGAAUAGAAAAUAGGAUCACAUUAUUAUUAUUUUUAAUCUAAAAACCGACAGUGAAUAUUUAAUUUGAGAGAAUGAGGGAAGUUAAAAAAAAAAAGAAAAAGAAAAAGAACUAUUCAGAGGCAUAUAAAUCGGUAAGUGAAACGAGUAGAUGCGUAGCGAGUCGUCCACCGCCCAUAAUUUUUUGUUCCACAUAACUAUAGUAACACGCCUAUAGAUUUUUUUGAAAUCGCCAUAACGACUAAAUGGUUAAAAUAAAUUAUUAUUAACAAUAAAGUUUAGUAGAUUUGUUUCUAAAACAAAGUGUACUGUUAUUACUGUAUAAUAUAUUUCUACGAAUUUCGCCUCGUACUCCAGCCACUGGUUUCACAUGCGAACACCGUUCGAGCACAAGGAUCAUACCGACUGCUGAACGUGACAGUUGCUGUUAUACACGACGUGUAAAAAUAUUAUGUGAUCACUGAUGAAUGAUAACGUUUGAACAUUUACAAAAAGAAAGGGUGGUCAGUAUUGCCGUCGACGGUCGAC